Molecule: messenger RNA, 1931 nt
Organism: Nannospalax galili (Upper Galilee mountains blind mole rat)
Lineage: Eukaryota; Metazoa; Chordata; Mammalia; Rodentia; Spalacidae
Gene: Agt
Product: angiotensinogen
Exons: 5
Coding region: 137-1570 (477 amino acids)
Biological process (GO): regulation of systemic arterial blood pressure by renin-angiotensin
Molecular function (GO): serine-type endopeptidase inhibitor activity
Source: RefSeq, a predicted model, not a curated record
UGUGUACAGAGUAGCCUGGGAAUAGAUCCAUCUCCACCCCUUGGGUAUAAAUAGGUCUGUGUGGCUGGCCAGGGAAUAGCUGUGCUUGUUUAGGCUGAAGCAAAAGGACACACAGAAGCAAGCACUCGGGUCAGCAAUGGCUCCCAUUGGCAUGGGCCUGAAGGCCACCAUCUUUUGCAUCCUGGCCUGGGCCAGCCUAGCAGCUGGGGACCGGGUGUACAUCCACCCCUUUCACCUGCUCUUCUACACCAAGAACAGCUGCGCCCAGCUGGAGAACCCCAGUGUGGAGACACCCCCAGAGCCGACCUUUGCACCUGUGCCCAUUCAGGCCAAGACCUCCCCCGUGGAUGAGGAGAGCCUGCGUGACCAGCUAGUGCUGGCUGUAGACAAGCUGGGGAUUGAGGACCGACUGCGGGCUAAGCAAGUUGCAAUGAUAGCCAACUUCCUGGGCUUCCGCAUGUACAAGAUGCUGAAUGAGGCAGGGGGCACAACCAGCUGGGAGAUCCUCUCCCCACCAGCUCUCUUUGGCACCCUCGUCUCUUUCUACCUUGGCUCCUCAGACCCCACAGCCAGCCAGCUUCAGGCACUACUGGGUGUUCCUGGAAAGGAAGGAGAUUGCACCUCCCGGUUGGAUGGGAAGAAGGUCCUCUCUGCCCUACAGGCCAUUCAGGGUCUGCUGGUUGCCCAGGGCAGAACCAGCAGCCAGGCACAGGUGCUGCUAUCUACAGUAGUGGGCCUGUUCACAGCCCCAGGCCUGCACCUGAAGCAGUCAUUUGUGCAGGGCCUGGCCCCCUUUGCCCCUGCCAUCUUCCCACGCUCUCUGGACUUGUCUACUGAUCUGUGUCUCGCCACCGAGAAGAUCAACAGAUUCAUGCAGGCCGUGACAGGGUGGAAGAUGAACUCGCCCCUGGCGGGGGUCAGCACAGACAGCUCGCUGCUUUUCAACACUUAUGUUCACUUCCAAGGGAAGAUGAAAGGCUUUUCCCUGGUGCCUGGACCCCAGGAGUUCUGGGUAAACAACAGCACCUCAGUGUCCACCCCCAUGCUCUCGGGCACUGGCACCUUCCAGCACUGGAGUGACCCCCAACACAACUUCUCCAUGACACGCGUGCCCCUGGGUGAGAGCACCGCCCUCCUGCUGAUCCAGCCCCACUGUACUUCAGACCUGGACAGGGUGGAAGUUCUCGUCUUCCAUCACAACCUCCUGACCUGGAUGAAGAACCUGUCCCCUCGGGCCAUCCGCCUGACCCUGCCCCAGCUGGAGCUGCGAGGAUCCUAUAACCUUCAGGACCUGCUGACCCAGGCCAAGCUGCCCACCUUGCUGGGUGCCGAUGCAAAUCUGGGCAAGAUCAGCGACACCAACCCCAGAGUGGGAGAGGUCCUCAACAGUGUCCUCCUUGAACUCAAAGCUGUCAAGGGAGAGCAGCCGACUGAGUCUGCCCAACAGUCUGGCUCACUUGAGGUGUUGGACGUGACUCUGAACAGCCCAUUCCUGUUCGCCAUCUAUGAGCGACACUCAGGUGCACUGCACUUCCUGGGCCGCGUGGAUAACCCACAGAGUGUCGCAUGAGGCCUGGCAGCCUCCUGUAGGCCUCUAAGGCUUAGCCACGGAGACAAGGCCAGUUGCAGAGGGCUAUCCUGGGUAAAAUCAGUGCUGUCACCCAGGCUUUCCACCACUCCGAGGAAGAGGCCAUCUCCUUGGUGACCUGGCACUACCCAUGAAUAAUGAGGAACAGAAUUGGCCUCCCAGGGUUUGUAUGGAGACUGGGGUAGGAGCCAGAAGCUGGUGCUCAGCACAGGACUACUGUUCUGGAAAGAAUUUGGACCCAACAACUGUUUGUGAAACCAAGACAUUCCCUUUUCAUCUGAGAACAGAAAUUGGGUUUUAACAUUAAAAUACACAUUGUCCCUUUGCUUUGGGUUUGCAUUUA